GCAGAUUGUCAAACGCCAUCUUUAAACCCCACUGGAGGCCAGCUACAGUUGUACUGGGAUGAAAAAACACUGAUCUCGCAGCAGGACGUCACGUCAAAUGGUCAGGAUAGCGUUUUCCUGGUCAAGUGCACAUUAAAGACCAGUCCGAUAAGACUAUGAGAAGACCGUCACGGGACGCCGCAGGAGCUUUUUAAAAAAAUGUUGCUAACAUAAGGCAGAGAACAACAACAGACGGAAAGACAACAACGCUAGCAGUUUGCUAAGCUAACGUUAGCUAAUUCAUUAGCAAACCUCUCUGGCUGCGUUUGAAAUCCAAACCACACGGAAACGGUUGCUGGCACCGUGUACGCUGUUACUUCCUCCGGCGGAGCCAGCCGUCAUUUGGCUUAUUUUUUUUAAAUACCAGCUUUCUGUUUAAAAUUUUUAUGCUGUUGCACUUGCUAGCUGAAAGCUAAGUCCUGACUUCUCCCCCAGCGGCCCAGCCGGAGAUGCGUGGAAGAUGUCGGUGUCGGGGCUGAAGGCCGAACUGAAGUUUUUGAAGUCUAUUUUUGAUCCAAACCACGAACGGUUCAGGAUAAUUGACUGGAAGCCCGACGAGCUGAGCUGCCAGUUUAAUGUGACUGGAGAAAAGCUACUUAUCAUUCACUGCAACAUAACAGAGUCUUAUCCAUCGACGCCACCAAUAUGGUUUGUUGACUCUGACGACCCGAGCCUGGCUCAAGUUUUGGAGAGGUUGGAAGAUGUGAGGAAGGGCAGCACCCUGCUUUUGCAGCAGUUGAAAAAGCUGAUCUGUGACCUUUGCCGCUUGUACAAUCUUCCACAACAUCCUGAUGUGGAGAUGCUAGACCAGCCCCUGCCUGCAGGUCCUGUUGAAAAAGACAGAAAGCAUGGAACAGAGGAGGUCACAUCAGAAGAAGAGGAGGAAGAUGAUAUGGGUGAAGACAUUGAAGACCUGGACCACUACGAGAUGAAAGUGGAGGAGCCUGUGGACGGGAAGAAAUCAGAAGACGAUGGCAUUGAGAAGGAAAAUCUAGCAAUCCUUGAAAAGAUCCGAAAAAACCAGAGACAAGACCACCUAAACGGAGCUGUAUCUGGUUCAGUGCAGGCCUCUGACCGCCUGAUGAAGGAGCUAAGAGAGAUCUACAAGUCUCAGAGUUACAAGACAGGCAUCUACUCAGUGGAGCUGUGUAAUGACAGCCUGUAUGAAUGGCACGUCAAACUGAGGACGGUGGAUCCAGACAGCCCCUUACACAGUGAUUUACAAGUCUUAAAGGAAAAAGAAGGAAUGGAUUACAUUUUACUAAACUUCUCGUAUAAGGAUAAUUUUCCUUUUGAUCCACCAUUUGUCYGGGUAGUUUCUCCUGUGCUUUCUGGGGGUUACGUUCUUGGAGGAGGCGCCCUUUGCAUGGAACUUCUCACCAAGCAGGGUUGGAGCAGUGCCUAUUCCAUUGAGUCUGUCAUCAUGCAGAUCAAUGCCACUUUAGUCAAAGGAAAAGCCAGAGUGCAGUUUGGAGCCAAUAAAGUUGGUACACACCCCCUAAAGAGGAUGGCUAAUACAGACUGUUGCCUUUCCUGCCCUGGGACCACAUGUCUUAGAUUUUUUUUCUUCUUCCCCUUUUUUUUGUGUGACCAAUAUCAUUUUUAGCCUGCGAAUAAUAUUGUUCUUUACGUGGCCGUUUGAACUUCAAACCAAAUUCCUCAUUUAAUGAUCCCCCAAAACCCACCCAGACUCAGAUCCGCUCAUCUCCACCUACAAACGGACACUGCUGCUACCUGCAAUGUUGUCCUCUCUUCAGAAACUCAUCUUUUUGUUUAUCUGUUGUUUGGAGAAGUCUUUUUUUUAUUUUAUAGUCAUCCUAUGCCUCACGAAUUUGGCAAACAAAAACAUCCUUCAGCUUCACACUUUUGGUUUUUGGCAUCAAGCAUGUCAAAAGGUUACUUGCCGGCUUGGCGUCGAAAGGUGCAGCAUGACUUUUGAGGCUGGAUGACUUUUACACCUCUUUUUAUUUUUUGUUUCUUUGGAAAGACCGAGGAGGGGAGGACAACGAUGAGGACUUUUUUUUUCGCAGGCUGGUUGGGAUGGGUCGUUGGGAAGAACAGCGCGCUGCUGACUUUUCAGACUUGGAGAGGAAAAAACCCUCAGCUUCACCUUCGUCCUCAUCAUCCCAACCAGCGGCAGCAGGGCAACUCUCUGCAGGAGAGGUUAGAMGUGGGACUCGUCUGGCAGCGUAACGAACAUGAUCAGGCAAAGCAGGGGCAUGUUUGGAUUGGAUCACACUGUAAUGUAACUGAUUUUAACUCCACUGUAAACAUGUAAAUUUGUAUUUCUGCUAAAGGACUUGUUUAUAAUGUAACCUUGUGUAGGUCUUUGGCUGKGCAGAGACUGUAAUACUAUAUACAUUUAUUAAUUGCAGGGGCGCUGCAACUUAGGACCCAUUUGAAAAAAGAAAAAAAAAAGUCAGAUGCUUUUGAAGUAUCAGAAGGAAACAAAAGUUCACCAYGUUCCUGUGUAAACUUAAUGACUACUGCAGUUACGGUUUGUAUUUUUGUUGACCUCUAAUCCUUUGUUUUUCUUUUGGGCAACCAUGACAAUUCCACCCCUCCCUUCAUUUGAUGGCUUCAUAACAAUGAUGUCAGCUGUCUGUGGCAUACCAAAGGUUUGGACAUUCAUAUCACUCAAACUAGCUGAACCUCAGGAAGGCUAUGCAGCACGGACACAUUCUUAUGGAGUUUCUGUUGAAAUGAAGAACGUUAAACAGCUUCGUUAUCUCCUGCUUGGUUCCUAAAGCUAUUUCUGAUUUCUGACUACGCUAGUUUAGCUGUCUUUGUCGGGGGUGGGGUGGGGAAUUAACCUUCUGACUCCUUUUUGACCUCACGGCUGUUUGUUUUUCUUUCUUUACAACAAAAAAAAGCAGCGUUACAGAUUCACAGCAAUAGUUUCCUCCGCUAACAUUUAGCUUCACACACCUGGAGUCUGUUGUGUUUCCAGAAUGAUUUGUUCAGGUUUAAUAAAUAUUUGUUCCGAUUUGCCACAGGAAAAAAAAAAAUUAACACAUCUCAUCCCAUUACCACUUCUCUGGUUACUAUUCAUGACCACUCUCAGCACAGCUGUAUACCCCCACAGUGUGCCAAGGCUUUGAUGUAAUGUGAAUAAUAUGCAGAAAACUGCGUGGAGCAUUCCAAUUAAUGCGGCUACACAUUUGUGGGUGUUCGCAUUUGGUUUAAAUAUAUUGUCCCGAUAACCAGAGUUAAAAGGCUUAGUUACUCCAUUUCACGCAGUCAGUUUUUUUUUUCUUUUUUUUAAUUUCGGGCGUUUCUCUCAGAUGGGUCGAAACCGAAGAUUCAUACUCGGCACAUCUGACAUUUUCUUCGAGAAUAUGACAAAAAACGUAUUUGUUUUUAUACAGUAAUCUACAGAUCGUAGGCAUGGUUGUUAGCUGUUGUAAUGUGCGUUUGUAUUGUACAGAUUACCCCUCCCCAACAUUUUGGCCAAAUUGUUUCUCCCCCACCGUUGCAUUUUCCAGACAAGCAAACUCAGGAAUACAUAAGUGCACGCUCCACUUUGCAAAAGAUUGGUUCAGUCCUGCACAAAUGGCAAGAUUGAAUGUCUCGAUUUUUUUUUGUAUUUGUUUUUUAUUUGUUUUGCCCCUCUUCCAGUUUUUAAACAACGCCCUUGUUUUCCCUGCAGACAUUGUAUUGUURCAUUCCACAUGUUCCUCUGAAGGCUAAAGACUUUUAAUCAAGUGGUUUUGAACGGUCCAUUAGAGUGAGCAGAGAUGGCUCCAACCCUCAGAAUAUGCUGGCCUCGUCAACGAGGGGUUCAGAGCACACGUACCUUUCUCUUUGAUAUUGCUGUGUUUUGCAUGUCAACAUGGCAAUGGGUAUUUUYUUUUUUUUUUUUUUUUUUUUUUGUUGUUCUCCCCACAGCGUUGCGGAUGACAGAGUGGCUUUAUUGGAUGAUUAGAAAAAGUAGAUGCUUCCCAUCUUUUCAUGACUUGUUUAGUGGUUUCCCAGAGCAUUCAUCAGUGCACCGGUCAGACACGUUAUCUUGCCUCCUCGGACCUUACUACCUUUUUAAAAGAUGAUUCCCAAGAAAAGCAGCAGCAGCAGCUGAGGUUUGUGUGCCGUCAGAUCAAAAUGUAACGCAUCACACGGCUGAUGUUCUGAAAAAUCCAGUGCACUGACGGCAGCCUGUUUCUGACACACGACACCCGACUGAACAUGCCUGAUUCUGGGUUCCUUACCUUGCUUCAUGAACUGCGGUGGCCGGGUUAGAAAAGUUAUGCACUGUUCGCAUGCUUUUUUUUUUUUUUUUGCUUUUUUUUUUCCAGUUGCAAGGGUGAUUUUGACAAUGUAAAGGAAUUUGUAAACUUGCAUCAAGUUUAUGAAUAAAAACUUUUAUGAAAUAA
Messenger RNA from Austrofundulus limnaeus, 4409 nucleotides. RefSeq names its product ubiquitin-conjugating enzyme E2 Q2. Lineage: Eukaryota; Metazoa; Chordata; Actinopteri; Cyprinodontiformes; Rivulidae. The record is from RefSeq and is a predicted model, not a curated record.